Xiphophorus maculatus (southern platyfish) is the source of this 2578-nucleotide messenger RNA. Its product is annotated as zinc finger protein ZIC 4-like. Gene Ontology annotation, molecular function: RNA polymerase II cis-regulatory region sequence-specific DNA binding; DNA-binding transcription factor activity, RNA polymerase II-specific. The transcript is spliced from 2 exons. NCBI's taxonomy places the organism in Eukaryota, Metazoa, Chordata, Actinopteri, Cyprinodontiformes, Poeciliidae. Bases 229 to 1374 code for a protein of 381 amino acids. Gene Ontology annotation, biological process: regulation of transcription by RNA polymerase II; central nervous system development. Gene Ontology annotation, cellular component: nucleus. The record is from RefSeq and is a predicted model, not a curated record.
CCUGCUCCAUUCCUUCCAAUCCGUUCACUUCCAUUCACAGUAAAUAGAAGCAUGGAGGCUUGACUCUCGGGAUCUAACGUCGAACAGCGGGGGGUAAAGACGCUGCCGCAUGCGCUGUGGGUGAAACUACACCGCCGGGAGAAAACAGGAGCGCAAUAAGCGCAUUGUCAUUUAUAAUUUAGUCAUUUUAGGGAAAAGGAGGAGUGUAUUUGGGGAGCGGAGCGGAGCAUGAAGCGGAUGGCCGUAGUGGCCAGGCACAAUGGCCUCGUCUCUCCUUUGGGGAACAACAACUCCGGGGCUUCGAGCAUCGUCUCCCCACCCCAAGCGAAAGCCACGAAUGUCUCCGCCUGUGCUGACACUCCAGCCGGGGGUGGGAUGGACGGCCUGCUGGAUUUCUCCAAAGGCCCCACCGUGAAAACCGAGCUGGUGUGCAAAUGGACUGAGCGAACUUCUUCGAAGCCGAGGCUCGGGCGGACGGCGACGUCCGUCUGCGAGCAAACUUUCAGCUCCAUGCCCGAGCUCGUGGACCACGUCACCAGCGAGCACGUCGCGGCGGGGCUCGAGAGCCUCAGUCACGUCUGCAUGUGGGACGAGUGUCUGCGCGGCGGGAAGGCGUUCAAAGCCAAAUACAAACUCAUCAACCACAUCCGCGUGCACACCGGGGAGAAGCCCUUCUCGUGCGCGUUUCCCAACUGCGGCAAGAUGUUCGCACGCUCCGAGAACCUCAAGAUCCACACGCGCACGCACACGGGUGAAAAGCCAUUCCAGUGUGAGUUUUGUGAGAGGCGCUUCGCUAACAGCAGCGACAGGAAGAAGCACUCGCAGGUCCACACCGCUUCAAAGCCCUACGACUGCAAGGCCCUGGGCUGCACCAAGUCUUACACCCACCCCAGCUCACUGCGUAAGCACAUGAAGAUCCACGUCAAGUCGUCGCCUACCUCUGACCACCAGGACUUGUACAGCUUUGGCCAUCACCACCUCCAGCAACCUGUCCUCGAACCCCUCGACCUGAAAAUGACCCACUUCACUUCGUCGCUUGCCAACAGGAGUUCUCAUUUCCCACUGUUGACCACUCACCAGUUAGAUCUCAGCCCUAGCAACGACAUAAGCGGUAAGGUGUUGCUGCGGAGUUCGUCUCCGGUGGCCAUGCCUCUGGAUCUCUCUCUGUCGGGCCUCAAGAGCCAGCUGAGCCAGAAGCAGCAGAGCUCCAGGACCCCCCGGCGGAGCCAGCGCUCGGUGAACCCGGCCUUAACUCAGCUGUCAAACAUUAAGGAGUGGUACGUUUGCACGAGGACUACAGCGCCACACUUUCCACUGCUUCACCCAGACCACAUCAAGACAGAACGCAGCGACGAGGACGACUACGUCACGUAGGGUGUCAGCAAUGGUUGCUUCAGACAGAACAAGCAGCUAUUUGCUCCUUCAUCAGUGGCUCCUGGCCAAGACUUUCAUCAAACAUCAAGACAGUUAUUGUUUCACCAAACAACCCAUCUCUGAGAUAUGUGGACGAAUGCGGCGUCCAAAACAACAGCAGAAAGGUCACCCUGAGAUUCUGAAACGAAGUUUUACAGCUAAACGGUGGUUUUGUUAAGUCAAGAGUACCCAAGGAUGUUGCUUCCUAGAACUAUUUGAACAGGGUGUCUGAACUUCAGAACCAGUCUAAGGGCUGUGAUGUGUGAAGCAGUUUCAAGGGCUAAAGCGACAGCGAUGAAACAAGCCAACAGGCGGCCCGGCGUGUUCAAACAGCCGGCUUACGAAGUGCAGGGCUGUCAGAUCUGUCGAGGGUUUAGUAUUCUUCAAACAAACUGGUAGAGGUUUGGUUUGUUUGCUAAAAGAGUUGGAACCAGCUGGUCCUGCUGCCAGCUGGGAUUUCUUCGACAUGUUGUUAGAAGAGUCGACGAGCACUUUGUUUGAAGCAAACUGAGGCCUUUAGUAACAAAGAAUGAGUGGAAACCUGGUCAAAGUGUUACUGUUGUCACUACAACACGGUGGCAAGUGGUUUGGCUGCAGUUUGCCUAAGAAUUCAAUGCAUUCGGUACAAGUUCCCUUUCCUGUAGUAGAAAAAUUCAACAUUGCCAUGAGCUUGUCGGAAAAGGACAUCAGCACAACAUCUUUUAACAGAAUUAAAAACUUUCUUUAGGUCUUGGCUUGAACAACUUGAUAAGUUACAGCAAAUCAGGCAGAUUGAUGGAGUCAACAUCCAAGGUAAUGCUGCAUAAGAACACGGAUGUUGUUCUGCGCUCAAUGUAUUGUCUGUUAAAUCUGCAGUAUGUAACUUUUGUUGAAACUUUCACUGUGACAUGACAGUAUGUUAUGAGACACAAAACUUGAGCUCUUCUGCCCUCUCUCAGUGCUAGCUAGAUACAACCACUCAGUCAGGAGGCGGGUCUUAGUGCUGUCAAUCAUCCUUCUUGUGUCGCUACUUAACCCCGCCCCUCACUCUCUCUUUGCUCUUUGGCUGUAGCUUCUUCCUGAUAGCAGAUCCUGCUGUGAAUGCCCUGGCUAGUUAGCAUGGCCACAGAUGACUGCAGAUAAACGUUUUUUCUGUAACAGUAAGUUGUUUCUCUGCUAAUAGCAC